Messenger RNA from Spinacia oleracea (spinach), 3059 nucleotides. RefSeq lists its product as uncharacterized. The transcript is spliced from 15 exons. Gene Ontology annotation, cellular component: cytoplasm. The coding region runs from base 182 to 2767 and encodes 861 amino acids. Gene Ontology annotation, biological process: protein modification process. The record is from RefSeq and is a predicted model, not a curated record. Lineage: Eukaryota; Viridiplantae; Streptophyta; Magnoliopsida; Caryophyllales; Amaranthaceae.
AACUAGUAACAUCAAACUUAAUUUUGAAUCCGGGCCAACAAACGGGCUGGGCUAAACCGCUAAACUGGGUCGUCACCCCCCAAAAGCUAAAAGCCUAAAACCCCAACUCCGCUGAAAAUCUGGAACACUCCAAAACCUCUCUUCUUCCACUCUCUGGAGUAGCGCCGGAAGCAGCACAAAAAUGGUAGAAAUAAAAAGCUACGCUGAUUUCCUGAAAGUUCACGGCAUACUAUUAGCCGGCACUGGCCUGCCGGAAUCUCUUUAUCCCCAACUCUUCCGCAAGCUCUCCUCUGAAACUUUCGACGCCGGCGAGUUCUUCCAGAUUGAGCCGUGCCAAAAUGGUCGCCAGAGAAAGCUUGUUUGCACCUCUGAUUUCAUAUCUAAAAACUCCAAUGUCUUCCUUGUUGAUCACGCCUGGACUUUCCGCCUUCCUGAUGCCCCCAAACAGCUUGAGGAAGUGCCAGGUUUGGUUGAGAGAAUGGCCUCUUUGAUGUGUGUUGAUGCUGAUUGUCAUGAAGAUGACGAAGAUGGCAAUGGAGAUUUAGAUGAUAAUCACGGAAAAAUGACUGCUGAAGAAGUACUGGAAAGUGAAAUUUGUAGGGCAAAAGAGAUGGGUAAUUAUGGUGUGAAGUGGCUAGAGCUGGAGGAGCUCGACAUAGAUGAUGAUAAGCUUUUGGCUUUGGACUUGCCUUCUAAAUGUCCGAAUCUAGUUGCUCUUAGUCUACUUGGGAACAAGAUUAAAAACAUGGAAACUGUUCUGGAUGAAAUUUCAAAACUGAAAAACCUACGUGCUCUUUGGUUAAAUGAUAACCCUGCUUUGGAGAAGUGUGCUACCAAUAUGGCGGAAGCUGUUCUUCAGGCAUUCCCAAAAUUAGAGAUUUUCAAUUCACAUUUUACAUGUAACUAUGGUGAGUGGGCACUGGGAUUUUGUGGAGAAAUUUAUGGGCAGGAAAACCCAGGGGAUGAUGGUGAACAUCAACUGCAGAACAUUACCACUCUGGACCUUUCAAAUAGAGACAUCCACAAUCUUAACAAUAAGGCAUUUUCGUCUGUAAACUUUACCAGUCUUUCACACCUUAAUCUCCGUGGAAAUCCAAUGGAGGAAAAUUCUGUUCAUGAGUUGCUGGAAACUUUAAAGAAAUUUCCUUCACUAAAUUCUCUGGAGGUUGAUUUACCAGGUCCCCUUGGAGAAAGUGCAAUUAAUAUUCUCGAUUCUCUUCCUAAUCUCUUUUUACUCAAUGGUGUCAAAGCAACAAAAAUCUUUGAUAUGGAUAAGCAUGUGGUCGAUUCAGCAUUGCAGCCACGUCUUCCUGAAUGGAACCCUGAUGACCCCCUUGCAGAUCGUGUACUCAAUGCUAUGUGGUUGUAUUUAAUGACUUACAGACUUGCUGAUGAGGAAAAGAUUGACGAAACCUCUGUAUGGUAUGUGAUGGAUGAGUUGGGUUCAGCUCUGCGACACAGUGAUGAGCCAAAUUUUCGGAUAGCACCUUUUCUGUACAUGCGUGAUGGGAAUCUAUCAUCAGCUGUCAGCUUCUCUAUUUUGUGGCCAACCCAAGAUGUUCAGAAAGGAGAUGAGUGCACACGUGACUUUCUAUUAGGUAUAGGAGAGGAUAAACAACGGUCCGCAAGAUUGACUGCUUGGUUUCAUACACCAAAGAGUUAUUUCAUCAAAGGAUAUGAGAAGUAUCUUCAAAAGUUGCAAUCAAAACGCUUUUCUUCGCCUACUAUUGGAGCACUGGAACCUUCAAGUCUGCUUUGCAAUCAAAAUCCUGUACGGGUAUAUACUGAUAUACCCCAUGUACAGGAUUUCUUGACUCGCCCUGAAUUUGCUAUCACUAAUGAACCAAAGGAAGCAGACAUUUUAUGGACCAGCAUGCAGGUGGAUGAAGAGACGAAAAAGGCUGUUGGAAUAAGAGACGAUCAAUACGUAAACCAAUUUCCUCAUGAAGCUUGUCUUGUCAUGAAACAUCAUUUGGCCGAAACUGUUCAAGAGGCAUAUGGAGCUCCUGAUUGGUUGCAGCCUACAUAUGAUUUAGAAAAGCAUUUGACGGAGCUGAUUGGAGAUUACUACGUACGUGAUAGAGAAAGGCUUGAUAAUUUGUGGAUCUUGAAACCUUGGAAUAUGGCUCGAACAAUAGAUACGACAAUCACCAGUAAUUUAUCUGCAAUUAUUCGUCUAAUGGAAACUGGUCCAAAAAUAUCUCAGAAGUAUAUUGAACAUCCAUCUUUGUUCAAAGGGAAGAAGUUUGAUCUUCGCUAUAUUGUUCUUGUGCGCAGUAUGAAUCCCUUGGAAAUAUUCCUUGCUGAUGUCUUUUGGGUAAGGCUGGCAAAUAAUGCGUAUUCUUUGGAUAAACGAAGCUUAUAUGAGUAUGAGACUCAUUUUACAGUCAUGAACUAUCGCGGGGUAUUGAAUCAUGUACAGACACAAGAUUUUGUGAGAGAGUUCGAGCAGGAGCACCAAGUGAAUUGGUCGGAUGUCCAUGAAAGAAUUAGAAAUAUGAUCCGAUCUGUCUUUGAGGCGGCAGUUGCAGUACAUCCGGAGAUGCAUAGUCCAAAAUCCAGGGCAAUUUAUGGUGUGGAUGUCAUGCUCGAUUCAUCUUUCUGUCCUAAGCUAUUGGAGGUGACCUAUUGCCCCGACUGCUCGAGAGCGUGCACAUACGACAUGAAGCCCGUGUUUGGUGGAGAAGAAAUGAAGGGUCGCGAUUUCUUCAACAGCGUGUUUGGUUGUCUCUUUUUGAAUGAAACAACCCAUGUAACCCCUUUAUAAUGGGGUUUUUGAAUUGUAAUAGCAGGCCACUGAGUUUUGUAGCUUCUAUGAAUGCUGUGCUUGAUUGUGCUUGGAAUGACGAGGACUUCAAAAGCACUUUCAAAUGGAAUCAUGUAAUAUUCUUUUUGGUAUGUUCAUGAUAUCGGGAAUCAUAUAAAUAUAUCUAUGUUCAUCUUCGAAACAUAUUCAGGUGAACACAUAAUUUUAUGUUUUGGCUCGUGAUCUCGGAAAAUAAUGAUCAUGUCCUCCCUUCUUACAGUGGAUGGUUUGUAUGAAAUAUUCAGUUAGUCAA